Molecule: messenger RNA, 1104 nt
Organism: Naumovozyma dairenensis CBS 421
Lineage: Eukaryota; Fungi; Ascomycota; Saccharomycetes; Saccharomycetales; Saccharomycetaceae
Gene: ACF4
Product: Acf4p
Exons: 1
Coding region: 1-1104 (367 amino acids)
Source: RefSeq, a predicted model, not a curated record
AUGUUAAAGAAUAAAUUUAACGCAAACAGUAGUAAGUCGGGUGAAAGAAUCGUUAGUCAACCAAUUGAACUGCAAAAAUUAUCAAUUGUUAACAAACAACAAAAAACAAAAAAUGCUUCUACUCCUACCACAACUCCGUCUUCUUCCCCAAGGAAAGCUAAUCCAAUUCAAUUCCCAAUAUCUGUAGAAUCAAGUCCAAAGAAAUUCAAUAAUAAUCAAAAGAUCCCUGACAAAAAUAACAAAGAAACAGAUGAAGAACAACAAGCGCCAAAUGAUCAGGAUCUAAUUUAUCAAAUGGCUUCUAAACAAAGACAAAUCAUUGAAUUAGAAACGUUAUUGAAUAAAGCUAAAAAUGAGUUUAAACAAUUGGAAAAUGAAUUUAAAUUAUCUUUAAACACUGAUGAUAAUUAUAACGGUGAUGAUAUUUUAAAUGAAAACGAAAGUGAAAUAAACAAUGGCAAUAACGGUAGAAACCUGGGGAUAAUAGGCCUGAAUAAUCAUAGUAGCACUAGUAUUAACGUUAACAAUGCCACUAAAUGGUUAUCAAGUGUUCAAAAAAGAAUUAAUGAUGUUAAUAAUUCACCAAACGUUAUUAAAAGUAAGAAAAAUAUAAGUAAUUUCUUUACUAAUGUUUCUAGUAAUAAUAAUAAUAAUAAUAAUAAUAAUAAUAAUAAUAAUAAUAAGAGCAAUACAGAUGAAACUAUAUAUGAAGGUGAGAAUGAUGAUAUUAGUACCAUCAGGAACAGAACUAGAAUGAAUCAGAAUAAGAAUUUGGAAAUAGACCCAGUAGAGGAUGAAGAAGAAGAUAAUGAUUACAAUAACAAUGAGGCAAGUAUAGGUUUGAAAUCUACUUCGAAUAAUAGAACUUUUUUAGGGAAUCUUAUAAAUAAAUUCAAUGAAAUAAAUGUUGAUGAAAUGGAAGAACAAGAGUUCGAUGAAUCCCAAAAUAAACAACGAAACAACUAUUACAUUAAGGAAAGUUAUGAUUACGACAUUGAUCAAGAUCAAGAUGCGAGUCGGCUAGAAGCUGAAGAAGACGAUGACGACGACAACCCAGCCUUACAAAACUUGGAUGGAAUUCCUAUCAGCUAUUUCAAGAGAUGA